This is a messenger RNA of Penicillium olsonii, 780 nucleotides long. The record is from the annotation of a GenBank genome assembly. Lineage: Eukaryota; Fungi; Ascomycota; Eurotiomycetes; Eurotiales; Aspergillaceae.
AUGGUUUUCAAGCCUUUCAAGCCUCCGCUAAUGAGGAGCAAUGUGUCAAAUCCAAUCGAGAUCACCGAUGAGCCUACCCGUCCUGUCAAAAAGCCUCGCCUCGACGAAGAGCCUGCUCCGGCCGCGCAGUCGACACCGCUAGCCAAUCGAAAACCACUACUACAAGUCAGCAAUCGUGGAGCAGACACGAAGCAAGAGACAUCUGAUGCACAGCCUAAAGAUGACAAGCCGGACGAAAAAUACUUCAAUGUUCUCUGGCGCAAACCGACGGCCAAAAAACACAAAACCUGGGAUGGUGAUGGGAUCAUCUCAGUCCGCAGAGGGAACGUCUUCCUACGAGAUGCCACCGGCAAAGAGAUGGGGCGCAGGGUGCACGAGACCCCCGUCGAGCCUGGGGUAUCUUUCUCGAUCUCCGGUAAAGAAGUCGAGGUGGAAUCCGAGAUAACCCGCGAAGAAUACUACUCUGGCAGGAGAUUCCUGGAACCUCCGAAACCAGCUACACCGGAUCCAACUCCUGCGAAGAAAGAGUUGCCUGCUCGAAAGAAGGGCGAAGCGCCAAAACCGACCGCAGCUGAGCGGACAGCAUCGCUCAAGCGUUCGAUCGCGCUAGUCACCAAUCCGGAUGCCAACCCUGGCAAUGCACCCGGUGCAUUCGCGGCGCGCCUGGGAAGGUUGUCCCACGACAUGAUCCGAAAGCACCAGGUGCAUUGGUUAUGCCGCGACCGAAGUCUGUGCCGAAGGGAAGACAGGUGGUCGAUGUUGUGGUUGACCCGUUUCUGA